Messenger RNA from Dendroctonus ponderosae (mountain pine beetle), 2176 nucleotides. Its product is annotated as histidine--tRNA ligase, cytoplasmic. Bases 188 to 2020 code for a protein of 610 amino acids. Lineage: Eukaryota; Metazoa; Arthropoda; Insecta; Coleoptera; Curculionidae. Gene Ontology annotation, cellular component: cytoplasm; mitochondrion. Gene Ontology annotation, molecular function: ATP binding; histidine-tRNA ligase activity. The transcript is spliced from 8 exons. Gene Ontology annotation, biological process: mitochondrial translation; histidyl-tRNA aminoacylation. The record is from RefSeq and is a predicted model, not a curated record.
GUUAUAACCCUGUUUCAAACGUCAAUCUAUGUGUAAUGUUUAAAAACUGUUGCACGUUGCAGUAUUAUUGCAUCAGCAUAAUCGACUAGUCAGUUACCUGUUGCUGUAAAUAGUAGUAGCCCGCAGGCUGUUUAGAUCUUUAAAUUUUGUAAGUAAUCUACUGUUUAUUGUGAUACCCCAGUGCGACAUGUCCGCUAAAGAGGCACUUGAGCAGCAAGUCAAAGACCAGGCCGAUAUGGUUAGAAAGUUGAAGGCUGCUAAAGAAAGCAAGGAACGGGACAAGGAGUGGGUUCCCUUUCAAGUACCACUAAGGGCGGAACUUUAUCCCCAUCUAAACAAUUAUCUCUCGGAGCGUAGUUACUUUAAUGGCUACCAGCCCUCCUCAGUAGACAACUAUUUGUUUGAGUGUCUGGGGGCACAAGAACCUCUAAACUUGCCCCAUUUACACCGCUGGUACAGACACAUUGGCAGCUACUCAGCGCAGGAACGAGGCAGCUUUCGUGCUUCUGAUCCAGCUGAGCUGCAACAUUUAAAACACUGUGUUCAAUCGCAGAUAGCAGAGGAAGUGAGCAAGCUUCUGGACCUAAAGGCUCAACUCGUUGCCGAAGAUGGCACGGUUGCGCCCACAAAUGUUAAUCAGAAAUUUACCCUGAAAACCGCCAAAGGAACGAGAGAUUAUUCGCCUGAGCAAAUGGCCCUCAGACUGUCAGUGCUGAACAAGAUUGUGGCGGUCUUCAAAAAGCAUGGCGCAGUCACGAUUGAUACUCCAGUGUUUGAGCUGAAGGAAGUGUUAACUGGCAAGUAUGGGGAAGACUCGAAGCUGAUCUACGAUCUGAAGGAUCAGGGCGGAGAAAUCUUAUCGCUGCGUUACGACUUGACGGUUCCAUUCGCCCGAUAUCUGGCAAUGAACAAGAUCAGCAACAUCAAACGUUACCACAUAGCCAAAGUUUACCGAAGAGACAACCCUUCGAUGUCCAGAGGCAGAUACCGGGAAUUCUACCAAUGUGAUUUUGAUAUUGCGGGUGCUUUCGAUCCAAUGAUUCCCGAUGCUGAAUGCAUCAAAAUCGUUGCCGAAAUCCUGGACUCACUCAAUGUGGCUUCGUACGUAGUGAAAGUGAAUCACCGAUUGCUGCUCGAUGGGAUGUUUGAGGCAUGCGGCGUCCCUCUGGACAGCUUCCGCAGCAUCUGCUCGGCUGUUGAUAAACUAGAUAAGGCUUCAUGGCAGGACGUGAAGAAGGAAAUGGUGGAAGAAAAAGGUCUUUCCGAAGCCGCAGCUGAUCAGAUAGGCGAGUAUGUGAAGCUGAACGGAGGAAAAGAGCUGGUGGAGAAGCUGCUAAGCGACGACACGCUGUCGAAGAACAAGUCUGCUCUUGAAGGGUUGGAGGCAAUCAAACUGCUGCUUGGAUACUGCGAAAUUUUCCACAUUUCGGACAAAGUCUCCUUCGAUCUGAGCUUGGCAAGAGGCUUGGACUAUUACACUGGCGUUAUCUAUGAAGCAGUGCUGUUAGGGGAUGCCAGCAAAGGGGAGGAGGUAUCAGUGGGAUCGGUGGCUGGGGGCGGCCGAUACGACAAUCUAGUGGGCAUGUUUGACGUGAAAAAUAAGCAAGUUCCCUGUGUGGGAGUGUCACUCGGAGUAGAAAGGUUAUUUGCCGUUCUGGAACAGAAAAUCCACGCAGCAAACAGGAAGGUGCGCACCACCGAAGUGGACGCCUAUGUGUGUACAGCGCAGAAAAACCUGGUUGAGGAGCGGCUAAAGCUUUGCAAUCAGCUGUGGGAAGACGACUUUAAGGUGGAGUACUCGUACAAAAAGAACCCAAAACUGCUCGCUCAACUGCAGUACUGUGAGGAGAACAGCAUUCCUUUUGCCAUCAUCUUAGGCGAAUCGGAAAUCAAAAAUGGAGUCGUGAAGCUACGAAAUGUGCUAAGCAGAGAAGAGACCGAAGUGAAGCGCAGUGCUUUAGCCGACGAGCUGCGACGAAGACUCGGGGAGCUGAACCUAAACGGCACCGUACCAGCUUAGUAUUCCAAAAGAAUAAUUUAUUUUUAUUUAUUGCAAACGGUGUAAGUCUUGGGAGUGUCAUGUGAUUUUUUUCUAUUUGUUUGCAUGGACGCCAUGAGACUUGGCCUGUCAUGUAGAAUGUAACUUCUAGUGAAUAUAAAGAGAUUGGUCAGUUCA